ACUCAACACACGUGCACGGCUUUCCGGGCGCCGCGAUUGGCUGCGGCGCGUCGCCAGCCCCGCCCCUCUGCGUCCACGUCACCGCGGCAGUUGUCCGUGGCGCUCUGCAGCGCUGAGGGAGAGCCGCACUGCAAAGCCUGGACGGGGCGAGGCAGCGAUCCCGGCGUGGCCCUCAUCCAUCAUCGCUAUGGGAAUUACCACAGCGUUCUUUCUGAACCAAGCCCUGAUCCCGUACUAUCUGAAACCGGUCCACCUGGAGACACGGACUAUAAAACACUGCAGUUGAGAGUGUCGCUCCUCCAGAGCCCGGCUCAGCUUCUCUCCUCCAGUGAGCCCAGGAGGAGGAGGAUGGGAAACAUCUAGAGAUGACAAGUGUUUCCCCAGCAGACAACUUGGACGUGCGCCCGAGCCUCAUCCGUGUUUUGUAAAACCAGGACGAUGCCUGCCAUGUGUGUGUCCGCAGUGCUCUUAUCCACGGUGCUUGUUCAGAUCUCAGCCCGGGCUUUGACCACCAGCAGCCCAGCUGACCAGCCUCUCCUUUCUCCACGCCGCUAUCAGCACACUGACCCAGACUCGGGCACCCAGCUGGUCUGCGACAAGUGCCCGGCAGGCACCUACGUGUCUUCACACUGCUCCCUGACAGCUGUGAGGGAGUGCAGCCCUUGCCCUGAAGGCACCUUCACAAGGGGUGAGAACGGGGUCCAGCAAUGCCAUCGCUGUCGGGCUCCAUGUCCUGCAGGCUUCAUGGAGAAAGCGCCCUGCACGGCCAUCCAAGACCGUGUCUGCACAUGUCCUCCGAACAGCUUCUUGUCGGGUGAUGGUGGCACAGAGUGUAAGCCCCACUCACUGUGCCCACCAGGGACCAGGGUGAAAAAGCGGGGCAGUGGAACAGAGGACGUGGUCUGUAAGCAGUGCACCAAGGGGACUUUCUCAGACAUGGAGUCGAGUGCAAUGAGGUGCCGAACCCACACAGACUGCCAAGCUCAGGGGCUGGUGCUGCUCACUCCGGGGACUAGAAAUACAGAUAACGUCUGUGGACCAUCUCCCACAGCCCCCUCUUCCUCAUCGUCUGUCUCCUUAACCACCCCACUGGUGCCUGCACAGGCUGUGCUCGUACAGGAACCUGUGACCUCUUCAUCCUCUUCAUCAUCACUGAUUGGACCUGAACACAAAGGCACCUACAGCCAGUCAGCAGCUAUUCAGCUGAGGGGUAACCUGGGUGGGAAAGACCACCAUGCGGAGGGGCUCCACCUCAGCUGGCCUGGGAAUCCCACCCCAACAAAUCAAGAUGCCUCACGGACUCCACCUUCCACAGCUCGCAAGCAACUGAUGGACCGUGAGCUCCAGCAGGGGCAAUCCAGUUCUGACCCUGUGCCAGGCCCCAGCAAGAGGGCAAUGGAGGGUGCAGGGAUAGAGAGGGUUGGGACAGGUAUCAGCAAGGUAGUCGGGCAAGGAAGUGGUGGCAGUGGAGGAGGGGUUUCCAGCUACUACAGGCCAACUCGCAGGGGCUCCCCAAGGCCGAGCACCCAUAAUGACUUUGACAUCAAUGAGCACCUGCCCUGGAUGAUAGUGCUGCUGCUCCUGCUGGUGCUGGUCGUGAUCGUGGUGUGCAGUGUGAAGCGGAGCUCUCGUGUGCUGAAGAAGGGCCCCGUGCAGGACCCCAGCAGCAUCAUGGAGAAGGCAAUUCAGAAGAAACCAUCUGCGCCUCCAACACAGGCCAAGGAGAAGUGGAUCUACUACUCCAACGGACAGGGGGUGGAUAUCUUGAAGCUGGUGGCGGCUCAGGUGGGCACCCAGUGGAUAGACAUGUAUCAGUCGCUGGCCAACGCCACGGAGAGGGAGGUCGCCGCCUUCUCAAACGGCUACUCGUCAGAUCACGAGCGGGCGUAUGCCGCGCUGCAGCACUGGACCAUCCGCGACGGCGAUGCCAACCUGGCCAAGCUGAUCAACGCCCUGCAUCGCCAGCGCCGCAUUGACGUGGUGGAGAAGAUCCGCUGUGUCAUGGAGGACAACCCACAGUUUGACAUCAACCAGCUGAUGACCUCGGUGAAUGUAAGCCAAAGCCUCAGUCCCAUCCACAAGCCGCUCGAGUCUCCCAGCAGCGUCGGCAGCGGCAGUCACAGCGGCAGCAGCGGCGGCAGCAUGGGCGGUGGCAGUGUGGGCGGGGCCAGCGGCGUGGGCGUGGAGCAGUCGCCGGUGGACCGCACCAAAGGCUUCUUCCCCGACGAAUCGGAGCCGCUGCUCCGCUGCGACUCCACCUCCAGCAAGGACUCCGCCCUCAGCAGGAACGGGUCCUUCAUUACCAAAGAGAAGAAAGACACGGUGCUCCGACAGGUGCGUCUGGACCCGUGCGACCUGCAGCCCAUCUUCGACGACAUGCUACACAUCCUGAACCCCGAGGAGCUGCACGUCAUAGAGGAGAUCCCGGCCGCAGAGGACAAGCUGGACCGCUUGUUCGAGAUCGCGGGGGUCAAGAGUCAGGAGGCCAGCCAAACGCUGCUGGACUCGGUCUACAGCCACCUCCCUGAUCUGUUAUAGUGGAAGGAGGAGGGAGAGUCCAUACGGAUGAGAACCAGCGCGGGAACAGGCAGGAAUGUCUCAGCGGGAGGGCUGAAUCAGAUAAAUUAGGACUGGGGUUGACCGUUGAUCAGACACACUCCGACUCGUCAUGUCACUUUGUCACAUGAUUCAAGCUAGGUCCUGUAGGUAGAUCUAGAUUCCCGAUGACUCUUUGUCCUCCAAUCUUCUGUUGUCUUGUGUGCACACACUAUUACUCCUUCGAAACACCUCCAUCCUCUGUCAUGUUACAGGGUCAACACUCAGUGUAACUGAGGCGCGAGUGAGAGAGUGUCACAGCAAGGACUCCUUUUUUUUUUUUUCACUUUUCUUGAGUAUGUUCGGCCUUGUUUAUGGUGGUGUUACACGAGCAUUGUGACCUUAAAAAUGUGGCUCAAGAGCCUCAAAAAAAAUUCAGUGGAACAACAUUAAAAGCACUUUCUGUAACGUAUCUGGCCAAUGCCUUCACCUUUAAAGGAUAAUACCAGUGUUUUUCGUUGGUUUGUACCAAUCAUCCAGGCCUGCCUUUAACACCAUGCUAAAAACUGUAUUUUACCAUGGCUGAGGUUAAUGCUAAAUGGUGGCAAGAAAGGAAAACCCUGCACAGACAAGAGUAAAUAAGCUACACACUAAACAACGCUGGUAUUAUUCUUGGGAUUUUAAGGGGUUUAAGCUUCUUGUAAACCACAUUCAUAGAUACAUUUCCCAGGUAUGAACUGACCCAAAAGUCAUGUGCCUGAGCUUGUUACAUGUCCCCUUUUCUCAGCUCUUUCUGAGCCAUCUGGUUUUUUUUUCCUUCCGACCCCUCCUUCCGGUUGCCUGUAACUGUAACCACGGUGCCAGACCAGCAGGGGGCAGUGUUAGAUGACAGAGCUGGCCUGCUGCUCUGGAACAAAAAAGCCAUAUAUCAAAAAAAAAAAAAAAUACUGGAUUUAACGUCAAAAUAAUUCAGAAUUACGAUACUGAAGUAAUUUACCGUAUCUAAUAUUCUGAUAUAUGGCUUUGUUUUUUUUUGUUUUGUUUUGUUUUGGGGUUUUUUUGGGGGGACUGUUUUGGACAAAAGGUCCAAAACUUAACAAUGAACCGGACAGGAAGUGUUCACCUCCCUGCCCACUUCUCUGGAACCAAAGCCAUAUAUCUAAAACCGUUUAGAUACGUCGCUUUGGAAGCUCCGAGGCUCUGUUUUGGACUCGUGGACAGUACACAAUAAACACUUCUGCCGGUACGCACAUUCUCUGCUAGCUAGACCUGUUCGCCUCAACAAAUGUAGCGUUGAUAAAGUGUUCAUGAGACAUUUUGGAGCUUCAUGUCAGCGUGGUGGGUGUCUGUUUCAGCACUAUAGUACAAAAAAAAUAAUAGACUACAAGUGAUUUUCUCAUGCAGUGGUAUGUUGCUACAUGCUCCAUGCGGUUAAAAUGUAAUAAUGAUGCACUAAUUCUAUUUUCUAUCGGGGAGGCAGACAUGUAUGUUCUGUGUCCUUCAUUUUUCUCUUUCUUUCACACUGAAAUGCUGUUAACUAACAUUUGAUUUUAAUGUAACGUUUUCUACAUUUAGUUGGAUUCCUUAUGUUAUCGUAGCACCUCCUUGUUAUCAUUUUGACUUUGUUCUAUCUCGUGUUUUCAUGGGCAUUCACAUGUAUUCCCCAUCCCCCAACCCUGCUCGGCGUGACACGAUGACCUGGCUGGGAUGUAAGAUAUGCAUACUCCAUACUCUACUUGAAGUCUGUCUGCUUGUGUUACUUGAUUUAAAAUGAGGAAGAAAUAAUGUACUCUUUCAGUUCCUUCCGAGUUUGACGUUCUUAAAAUAAUAACAAAACUUAAAAGCACCACCAAAAAAAAACAAAACAAAACAAAACAAAAAAAACAAAAAAACUCAUCCACAUCUGGGGAGGAUUUCUACAGGUGCCAUGAGAGCAACACGUGAUGGACUCCAGUGGUGCUAGAUGUGAACUCUCACCAGUUGGCCUGACGCAGGGGGUCUUAACCCCAGACUAAUGACUAUUUAAAGUAUUCCAGACUGAGUGAAGACGGGUGAAGGUUGUGCUGCUGGGUAGACCGUAGGGGUGCUGACAGUGUUACCGAUGGUGAUGGUGAGGAUGAGAAUGUGUGAGCUCGCUCUCCACGUCGCUGUGGAGACCCAAACUGCAGGGUGUUCGAUUUUUAUUUUCUAAGAAAGUCUGAAAGGAUGAAGUUGAGGUGUAAAACGCACAUGCAGCUCGAGUGGAUGAUUUCAUGAAAUUUCACGUGUGUAACCAGUAUGUUUACUACUAUGUAACCUCUUAAAAUCAACCAAUUAAAGCUUAAAAUAUUUGUCAUAA
Messenger RNA from Acanthopagrus latus (yellowfin seabream), 4873 nucleotides. RefSeq names its product tumor necrosis factor receptor superfamily, member 21 (gene tnfrsf21). Gene Ontology annotation, biological process: negative regulation of T cell proliferation; neuron apoptotic process; negative regulation of B cell proliferation. The transcript has 6 exons. The coding region runs from base 439 to 2538 and encodes 699 amino acids. The record is from RefSeq and is a predicted model, not a curated record. NCBI's taxonomy places the organism in Eukaryota, Metazoa, Chordata, Actinopteri, Spariformes, Sparidae. Gene Ontology annotation, molecular function: protein binding.